AGUAAACAAUCAUGUAAAACACCAAAAACCUUAUCCGUAUUACAUUCUUUAGCUUUAAUCCAUUCAUAUGAGUGAAAUUAGAAGCGAACUUGCAAGUUACUUUUCGUGUGUUCAAUUCUUGAAUAGUUAUGAGCAAGUGGGAGAAUCUGUUCUUGAUAUCUUCUUUUUCAUUUGUCGAUCGGUUAUUGUCAUCUAUAAAAGAAGGCUCAACCCUACACACAAAUUUUCUCAUCUAUUUCUUCCCUUUCGAACCAUGACUAAAGGUGGAUUUGCAAUGACCAUACAGACUUUACUUGCUAGGAGGAGGAGUAGCAUAAUUUCAAAGGCAAUGGUGGAACGCUGCAUGAGCAAGGUAGCCAAAGGAAAUGAAUGUUAUGAUUACGAAGAAAGUGAAGUACAAUCACAAUCAUUGAAGAAUAAAGUACAAGGAGAAAAGAAAGAAUACGAUGAACAUGAAGAAGAAGAAGAGUGCUGGAUCCCACAUCGUCGUACGGGAAUAUAUUAUCCGAAAGGACAUGAAUGGGUGAUGGAAGAUAUUCCUGAUGGUGCUGCUUGCUUUGCUUACAGUUAUUGGCUGAGGAACAGUGAUAGAGAUGGAGUUUGAUGAUUUAUUAUAUGAUAUUUUAUAAUAUAGUGAAUCCUAUGUGGCGUUAAUGGGUGAACGUGGAUACUGGUUUUUAAGUCUUUUUAUCUAGGGUAUAAAACACAACAAUAAGAAAACAUUAAAACUAAAGAAGUGAGAUGUAAUGUAUAAUUGUACAAUUGGGAUAAGUCACCUAGGCUUACCUGAAAAUUUUGCAUCGCAACGCAGUCUUCAACUAUGCGGAUUUCCACACGAAUAAAAUUAUGUUGUUAAAAAUAUUGACAAAUAUUGUAUGAUGUUAAGCUAUACCGAGUGGGUG
Lactuca saligna is the source of this 902-nucleotide messenger RNA. Lineage: Eukaryota; Viridiplantae; Streptophyta; Magnoliopsida; Asterales; Asteraceae. The record is from the annotation of a GenBank genome assembly.